AAUUCAAAAUGGUUAGUCCGAAUAUCCUCCUCAUCACGGCAUUUCUACUGUUUACGAUAUGUUGUAACAAUAACAUCGUGGCAGGAGAUGAUUCCCCUUGUUGGCGAUUGAACGGACGGUGCCAGUAUACCAGUGAAAGUUGUGGCAGGUACAACAGCGCCCCCUUGUGUGGCGGGCCAAACAACAGGCAAUGUUGUGUCAGUGGAGCCGAUAGACUCUGCUGGAAAAAAUACCGCUAUGGAUUUUGUCAAGACACCAGUAGAAGCUGCCGUGGUGGUUAUGAUGGUGCAAACUUGUGUGGAGGAGGAUACUCGAGACAAUGCUGUAGAAGACUAUAGUUAUCCAUGAGCUUUGCUGUGUAAACCGACAAAUAAAAUGG
Messenger RNA from Saccostrea cuccullata (small rock oyster), 379 nucleotides. RefSeq lists its product as uncharacterized. NCBI's taxonomy places the organism in Eukaryota, Metazoa, Mollusca, Bivalvia, Ostreida, Ostreidae. The record is from RefSeq and is a predicted model, not a curated record. The transcript is spliced from 3 exons. The coding region runs from base 9 to 338 and encodes 109 amino acids.